Molecule: messenger RNA, 345 nt
Organism: Brettanomyces nanus
Lineage: Eukaryota; Fungi; Ascomycota; Pichiomycetes; Pichiales; Pichiaceae
Gene: RPL31
Product: 60S ribosomal protein L31
Exons: 2
Coding region: 1-345 (114 amino acids)
Biological process (GO): cytoplasmic translation
Cellular component (GO): cytosolic large ribosomal subunit; ribosome
Molecular function (GO): structural constituent of ribosome
Source: RefSeq, a predicted model, not a curated record
AUGGCUGCCGAACUUAAGGACCCAGUUACCAGAGAAUACACCAUUAACUUGCACAAAAGGUUGCAUGGUGAAACCUUUAAAAGAAGAGCUCCAAGAGCUGUGAAGGAGAUCAAGAAGUUUGCUAAGUUGCACAUGGGAACAGAAGAUGUCAGAUUGGACCCUAAGUUGAAUGUGGCUUUAUGGAAGAGAGGUAUUCAGGGUGUUCCAACUAGAAUGAGACUUAGAAUCUCAAGAAAGAGAAAUGAAGAGGAGAAUGCCAAGACCAAGAUGUUCUCUUAUGUGGAGCCUGUCAUCGUUGCUUCUAUUAAGGGUUUACAAACUACUGUUGUUGAGGAGGAGGCUUAA